Myripristis murdjan (pinecone soldierfish) is the source of this 2880-nucleotide messenger RNA. RefSeq names its product zinc finger protein 207, b (gene znf207b). Gene Ontology annotation, cellular component: nucleus; spindle matrix; kinetochore. Gene Ontology annotation, molecular function: microtubule binding. The transcript has 11 exons. The record is from RefSeq and is a predicted model, not a curated record. Gene Ontology annotation, biological process: mitotic spindle assembly checkpoint signaling; attachment of spindle microtubules to kinetochore; mitotic spindle assembly. Bases 145 to 1578 code for a protein of 477 amino acids. Lineage: Eukaryota; Metazoa; Chordata; Actinopteri; Holocentriformes; Holocentridae.
GCAUGGCAUCCUGGGUAAGCCGUGUGCUUCCUCCUCUAAAGCGCCAUUUUUUGUCGUAGUCACGGGAUGAGCAGCAUGCUACUAUCAUACAGAUAAUAAGAGUGUCAAGUGUUGUUCGGUGACUUUGUCAAUACUGUUUGAAAAAUGGGACGGAAGAAAAAGAAGCAGAUGAAGCCAUGGUGUUGGUAUUGUAACCGAGAUUUUGACGAUGAAAAGAUCCUGAUCCAGCACCAAAAGGCCAAACAUUUCAAGUGCCACAUAUGUCACAAGAAGUUGUACACAGGCCCGGGCUUGGCCAUUCAUUGCAUGCAGGUUCAUAAAGAGACCAUUGAUGGUGUACCAAAUGCCAUUCCUGGAAGGGUUGACAUCGAGUUGGAGAUCUAUGGCAUGGAAGGGAUUCCAGAAAAGGACAUGCAAGAGAGAAGACGAACAUUAGAACAGAAAUCACAAGAGAGUCAAAAGAAGAAGCAGAACAAUCAGGAGGACUCUGAUGAGGAAGAUGAUGAUGAUGAGGCAGGACCAUCAUUCCAGCAUCCUGCUGCUGCACAGCCUCAGGCAGCCUACACUGCUCCUAUGGGCCAGCCUGGGAUGCCUCCUGUGGCUGGAGCUCCAGGAAUGCCCCCUGGAGGAUACCAAGGGAUGCCUCCCAUGAUGCCUGGUGUUCCUCCCAUGAUGCACGGGAUGCCCCCUGCUAUGCCUGGAAUGCCACCAGGCAUGAUGCCAAUGGGAGGGAUGAUGCCCCCUAUGAUGCCAGGAAUGCCCGGCAUGCCCCCAGGAAUGCCACCUCACAUGGCUCCCAGGCCUGGCAUGCCUCCAAUGGCCCAGCCCCCUGCAGCAGGAGCGAUGCCCAGCCGGCCAGCAGCACCAGCAGCCCAACCUGCUGUCACCAAACCUCUGUUCCCCAGCGCAGCACAGAUGGGCUCUGAUACUCCCAGCAGCUCAGCAGCCGUUUCCUCUCCACCUGCAGACCCUCAGUCUGCUUCCUCCCAGCCUCCCUACUUUAACACACCACAAGCCCAGCAGAGUGCUUCAGGAACUGCAGCUUCAAGCUCUCACAGCACAGCCGCCUCCACCGAUCCUCCCAAAGCAACAUUCCCUGCCUACACCCAGCCCUCUGCCUCUUCUUCUUCCUCCUCCUCCUCUUCCUCCUCUAACCCCUCCAGCAGCACUGUGGCCAAGCCCCCAGCCACAGUGACCAGUAAGCCUGCCACCCUCACAACUUCGAGUGCAACCAGUAAGUUGAUCCACCCUGAUGAGGAUAUCUCACUGGAAGAGAGGAAAGCCCAGUUGCCCCGUUACCAGCGUCUUAUUCCCAGGGCGGGCCAGGCCCAUCCGGCUGCUCCCCCGGUGGCAGCUGUGGGUGGUAUGAUGCCCCCACAGCAAGGAAUGCCACCACAGCAGCCUGGCAUGAGGCAUCCCAUGCAUGGUCAGUAUGGUGCUCCUCCCCAGGGCAUGCCGAGCUACAUGCCUGGAGGGAUGCCUCCAUAUGGGCAGGGUCCUCCAAUGGUGCCCCCCUACCAGGGAGGCCCUCCGAUGGGCAUGCGGCCUCCCGUCAUGUCUCCAGCUGGGCGGUACUGAAGCAGCAACACAGCCACCGAACUAGGUUUGGAGGUUAACACCUUUCUCUCAUCCUUGUGCUUUACACCUAGCCACAAGCAAUGAGCAGUAAGACCAGUGGUGGUGAAGACAAAAUAUCUAUUAUAACACAUGGACAUUUAACGUAACAUCUUUACCGGAAAACAGCCAAACACCACUCAAGUCGAUGACAUAUUUUGUCAUUAUUUGAUGACGUGAGGAUAUGUUUUUUUUUCCAUAGGUUUCACUCAGGUUUAUAGAAGUUAAGUGUGUUUAAAUACUAUUCAUAUUGCUUUUGAAGCUGCUGGAGUUACAUGAACGUUCCGACAAAGGCAAGUUUCUCCUGUAAACAUUUGGUUUUUUCUUUCUUUUGGUAGAAUGAUUGAGGCCCUCACAGCACACUUAGGUGCUGUUGGACUUGCGUCCCCAACUAUAGUUGGUGAGGGUCUCAGUGAUGAAGAUGAGUUCAACUAAGUAGUGUUAAAGACCAAUGACUCAUCAGUCUGUGGCUUUAUUCUUAUUUCAGAUUUAUUUUUAAUAUUUCAUGGUCAAAAGGGUAAUUGUAUGCAUCCUUUGUAAUGUUUUAAGAAUCUGUGUUGUAAUAAAAUCCUCUUGAAAUCCAAUGCUGGUUUGUCCUGACGUAAGGUGGAGGUGAGUCGUCAUAAAGGUUUGUACUAGUGUUGUAUUUCUAGAUGUUGUAGUAGGGCUGGGUUAAACUACAAGAUUUAAUUAGAAAUUCAAGCAAAGUUUGCUAUGCUACAAUUCUUGGAGUCAGCAUGCAUUGAGAGCAUCUCAGAAAGACAGAAUAUCAUAAUUUUCAGUAUUCAAAGCAAAUGUCCGAACUUUGACAGAAUUGUCACCUCUGUUCUAUGAAUUUGAUGCCAUGUAAUUGUGAUUUUGUUUGAUCAAAAUCUUGUAGGGUCUACCAGCCCAUUUCUGAGAUGUUGGCCUAAUUUUGGUUUCAGAUGUUGCAUGUUACAUCAUACUAUACUGACAUAACUCUGGAGCACUAUAAUGUUUAGUGCUCUUAAUUGUCUUUGUCAGUCAUGUCCUCAUUAUGCGCCACCAAGUAUGCAUCCUUAUUCAUCACUCUUUACAUAGACGCAGGGUGUGAAAUCAUCUGCAAAGGGCUGAUUGUGAAGUUUGUUAUAUAGGCUGCAAGUUGGCACAUAAACCAAAUACUAUAUAAUAUUUCUCCAAGCUCAACAGGCACUCAAUUAAAUAAACGUUUUAGCAGUUAAAUCUGGAUAUUUUAGGCCAAGAUCAUGGAUAACUGCUAUAAAAUUAAUUGUCUAUAGACCUUGA